UGAAAUUGACACCGAUCACUUAGUCUAAGUGCGGGCAAGUUGUUGAUGUCAAAGAUAUAUUGUGAAAAAAACGGAGUCGCAGGUCGAGAUGCAGUUCUCCUCAUGUAAUAACUAUAGCUAGCCAAUAGACAAGCGUCUGGUGCCUUUUUCAUGGAUUGGACAAUGGCAAAAGGGAGGAUAGCCAUAAUAUUCUCGAUUGUGUUCCUGGCUAUUGCGUGUCACAUUCAUUCUGUCGUGGGGGUCAAGGUCUACGCGGAGGUUGCGUCCUUGAAUGAGACCGCGCGCAACGAUGAUGAUAUCGUCGAGGAGAACGAGGUGCCGCUUUCUCAAGAAUCUAAAAACAAAAUUGACAAACUCUUGCGUGAUCAUCCGCACAAUAUGCAUGGAAAACCAACAAAAUUCGAUAUCGAAGAUGAUAAAUCGAAUUAUCAGAUUGAACCGACGAGAAUAGCUAAUGUUACAGCUAAUCCAAUUGAAAUGAAUUCAUUGACCAGUCAAUCUUUGUCAAAUUCAACAGAAUGCAAAGGAAAGCUCACGGUUUCUUGUAUACGAAAGGAUUUUUCGAACUUUUUGGAUCAACUCUCGAGGGUUGAUACGUACAAUGUAACAGAAUCUGUGCAGAUUAUAAGAAACCCUGAAGUCAACGUUACGUGCAACGAUCGAAAGAAAAAUGAUACGGAUUUAAAUCUUUUGGAUAAGGUUCAUCAUUACGCCAAGACACACGUGAUGAAGAUACAGCUGAAUAAGGAUCUCAGUCUCGCCAGGAAAGCCAGGACGUUCUUCGGUUCCAUGUUUCAGGGAAAGAGUACCUUUUUAACAGGAUUCGGGCUUGGUUUUCUAGCAUUUGGUCUGAAGAAACUGUUGCUACCCUUGUUCUUCGGCGUACAAAUAAUUAAGAGUGUGUUACUUGCUCUCUUCCUACCCAGUAUCAUCGGCAGUAUUGGUAAUAUCGUUGGAAAAGGUGUUUCCUCUUUCGCGCAAUCUUCGCAUGCCGCGCCCGUGGCAGCAUCGGAAGAGAAUUUCGAGUUUAAAGAUAAUUCUGAUCUUUAUAACGAUGAUUAUCUGACGCGACAACCGGUAGGCACGUUACCAGCAUCCGCCAUGUACGACGAGAGUAUGAUGCAGACACAGAAAACUCCGGAUAUUGUGUCCCGCUAUGGAUUUGUCGAUUCGAGAAUAUCUCACGCAAAUGCGCUUUCGGACCGUUACUAUACGCGACACGUGGCUGCACAUGGACUUUCUAAACCACAAGAUUUUAAGGUCUUUCAUGAGAUACCAACGAGCUCUUUGCUGUUGACGAACUACGAUCCGUUCUACUCACCCCUGCUGUCACGUCUGGACGCCGUUUUCUCUCGCCUCGGACACAACACGGAAGGCUGCAGGGAGUACGCAGUGUGCGCGAUGUAUCGGAGUCCUGCGCGUUAUGCGCCAUAUUCAAACCUGGUCUCUGCUCAGCUAUCUAGGGAGUUAAACGAGCUCAGGAAACCCAGUAGCGACAAUCCCGACGUUUUACGUUUCUUCAGAUACAUGAAAUCCGCCAAGGAUGGCCAGGAUGGCGUCAAGUGUGAAGAGAUUUAUGCGAAUUGUGCGAACGCUCGUGAAGAUCAGACCUUAAAGCAAAAUCAAGCGAUGCUCGCGACGUAUCAAGAUAUUAAUAAGCUCGUUCAGGCUAGAAAGAUCUGA
Atta colombica is the source of this 1683-nucleotide messenger RNA. RefSeq lists its product as uncharacterized. The coding region runs from base 151 to 1683 and encodes 510 amino acids. The transcript has 5 exons. NCBI's taxonomy places the organism in Eukaryota, Metazoa, Arthropoda, Insecta, Hymenoptera, Formicidae. The record is from RefSeq and is a predicted model, not a curated record.